Zea mays is the source of this 1519-nucleotide messenger RNA. RefSeq names its product plasmodesmata-located protein 6. The transcript has 3 exons. Gene Ontology annotation, cellular component: plasmodesma. Bases 100 to 1074 code for a protein of 324 amino acids. Lineage: Eukaryota; Viridiplantae; Streptophyta; Magnoliopsida; Poales; Poaceae. The record is from RefSeq and is a predicted model, not a curated record.
CACACAGGCACACACACUUGGCUCUUCGCAGCCUCUUGUUGGUCUCCUCAGCCACCUUGGAAAGCCAUACGUGCAGGAAUUAGCAAGAAGGAAGGAAGCAUGUGGAAGCUUGUUGCAGCAGCAGUAGCGCUAAUCGUGCUGUGCGCGUGCACGACGCCAGCGCGCGGCGGCGACGACUACACGGCGUUCGUGUACGCCGGGUGCUCGCAGGGGCGGUACGACCCCGGGUCGCAGUACGCCGCGGACGUGGACACCGCGCUGUCGUCCCUCGUGAACAGCGCAGGCUUCGUGGCCUACGCAAACUACACCUCGCCGGGGCAGCUGGUGGGCGUGUACCAGUGCCGGUCCGACCUCCCCGCGGCGGUGUGCGGCGGCUGCGUGAGGUCGGCCGUCUCCAAGCUGUCCUCGCUGUGCAACGCGGCGGCGGGCGCCGCGGUGCAGCUGCGCGCCUGCUUCGUGCGGUACGGGAACGACUCGUUCCUGGGGAGGCAGGACACGACGGUGCUGUUCAAGAAGUGCGGCGGCGGCGAGAGCGCGGGGGGCGACACGGGCGUGGUGGCCAUGCGCGACGCGGCGCUCGGCGCGCUCGUGGCCGCCGCGGCACCCGGCGCCGGCGAGGGCUCGUACCGCGCCGGCGCGGCGGGGUACGUGCAGGCCAUGUCGCAGUGCGUCGGGGACCUCGGCGCCAAGGCCUGCACCGACUGCGUCUCCGCCGCGGCCUCGCAGCUCAAGGCCGGCUGCGGCUACGCCUCCGCGGGGGAGGUGUACCUCGGCAAGUGCUACGCGCGCUUCUGGUCCAAUGCCGCCCCCGGCGGCGGCGGUGGCGAAGGCACCGGCACUGGCGGUGGAUUACCGGUGGUCGGAGGUGGCGGCGGCAAUGUCAUCGGCGGCGGCGGCGUGGGAGGAGCAGGCAACGGAUACGGAUACGGCGGAUUCGUGCCAAACACGUACGGGCAGCACGAUGAAUCUGGGAAAACCCUUGCCAUCAUCAUCGGCCUGGUGGCAGCGGCCGCCAUUGUCAUCGUCUUCCUCUCCUUCCUCCGUAGGUCCAGGGCUGCCGGAGGCAAAAGCUAAGAGCUUGCAGGAUGGUCACCACUUGGCUCGGAUUGGAUCAAUCGGUCGGUGGCUUUUGCUUGAAAACCGCUUAUCCCAUCUACCUCCCUUUUAUCUUUUAGGGGUCUCUUUUCUCAUGUCUGCAUCUCUCCAAACAAAGGGAUGUCUGAAAGGCGUUCCCUGUGCAGACAUGUGCAAAGUAAAGAUUCCAUCCGGUACCAGCUACUCGUAAAGCCACGAUGCGCAAUGCAAGAUAUAUUUUCACAAAAAAAAAGAUAUAUGUGGUUUCUGCCCAUCAUAUAUAUACUUAUAUACAAUGUACUUAUUAUGGAGCAUGAUUCAGCAUUGUGCAAGUUUAUGUGUCCAAUUGGUGUCACCUCUUACAAUUGUUGUCGUUGUCGUCGUCUCCUCUUCCUUCUCCUAUUAGUAUUAUUAUCAUCAUCAUUAAUAACAUAUCCGUUCUAAA